Molecule: messenger RNA, 1493 nt
Organism: Branchiostoma belcheri (Belcher's lancelet)
Lineage: Eukaryota; Metazoa; Chordata; Leptocardii; Amphioxiformes; Branchiostomatidae
Product: transmembrane protein 138-like
Exons: 2
Coding region: 422-907 (161 amino acids)
Cellular component (GO): cilium
Molecular function (GO): ATP hydrolysis activity
Source: RefSeq, a predicted model, not a curated record
CACAAGCCCCCCUCUGAGACAGACCCAGACGGUUACAGCGGCAAGAAAAAAAGGAAAUGCUAAAUCCCUCAAAAUCCUGAACAGGAGACAAGAAUGGCGUCUGCUGGUGUUGGUGGUGUUAGACAUGUACUCUUAACAGGACCACCAGUCAUCGCUGCCGCCGCAAGCUGAGAAUUCUCCUGAUCAUCGUUAGAGCUACGUGGAAGAAGGUAACCUGAGUCUGGAGCUUUGGCAAUUUUCAAGAAACCUUUCAGCUGCAUUAUGGAGAUGAAAAACUGAACUGAAUUGGAGUUGGUCAAGUUUUAGUGUUCUACAAGAGCGGUACAUGUUGCGGAGACUAUCACGUUGAAAUUUGACACUGGAAUUUCUGCUUGCAUCGAGCAUUUCCGAGUAAGACUGUUGCACGCUUCGAGGCGCCGCCAUGCGUCGGAGCAGCUACCGUCCGAUCCUGUACCUCCAGUUCUUCCUGCUCUUCGUGGACCUGUUCGUGAACUCGUUCUCGGACCUUCUGCGGAUGGCCAACGUGAUCCAGCUGGUUCUCUACAUCAUCCAGGACGUGUGUCUGGUCUUCGCAGUCAUCGUGGUCUUCCUCGUGUUCUUCAACACCUUCAUCUUCCAGGCGGGGCUCGUCGGGCUUCUCAUCCGCAAAUUCAAGACCACGAUCAUCGUGACGCUGACGUACUUCGUGCUGUGCGUGGGGCUCCACGUGUGGGCGAUGUCGCUUCGCUGGGAGGACCCUAACCGCUACAUCUGGAACGAGGGCUUCCAGGCGAUGUUCGUGUUCCAGAGAGUCGGCGCCGUGCUGUACUACUACUUCUAUAAGCGGACAGCGCUGCGGCUGGGAGACCCCAGGUUCUAUCAGGACUCUGAUUGGCUGAGGAGAGAGUUCGCCAAAGUAGGCAGAUAGAAAUAGAAGUUUUAGGUAGCAUUUUUUUGAUAGGUGUAACAAAUUGUGUGUCUUAUUGAUAUACUAGUAGCAGUUACAGAUUUUCUGUGAAGUUUCUUCAUCUUCUCAACCUUCCGAAGUUCCCGCCUCUUUUGUAUCAUAACCUCCUGAUACUAUAUAUGUGUGAUAGUAACAUCAGCUGCUGUUCUAUACUUCUUCUACCAUUAUCUUGUCAUAUAGUAGUGAACAAAAAAAGUUACCUGAAAAGUGAAAACACACAAACUUGACAUAUCCCACUGACUGACCACUAUAUAACUUACACAAGUGUAACUAAAAGCCAAACAGUUGGUCGCUGGUAAUUAUUUCUAAACUUGGACCACCAUGCCAGCAAUGAAAUGUUUGUCAAGGAUAUAAAUUUAAUUCUUGUAAUUUGUAAGAAUGUCAUUGGUAGAAACCCUUUGUUGUCAUUUGUAGAGGAUUAGCAUUUUUGUAAUCUCCAAGCAGAUGUUAGGAGGCAAAAUUGAGAUGGUUUCCUUUGUACAGUUCGUAACAGAAACAGGAAGCUAGGGAAACACUAUCACAGUUUUGUCUUGAUGUGCUUGGAGAU